AUGGCCGAUAACGACAAGCCCCCCGCGUACGGCGGUCCUCCCCCUCAACACCCGCAACAAGCCUACCAGGGCUACGGCUCUCCGCCACCCCCCGGUGGCCCUGGAGGCUACGGCACCCCUCCGCCCGGACAGUACUACUCCCCGGGUCCGGAGAUGAACUACGGCCACCAGCAGGGCCCCUACCCGCCUCCCGGGCAGUACCCUCCCGGACAAUAUCCUCCCGGACAAUACCCUCCUCAGGGCCAAUACCCACCCCAAGGCCAAUACGGACAACAGUACCCGCCCCAAGGCGGCUACUACCAAGACAACCGUGGCGGCGGCGCGGGUGGCGGCCUCAUGGCCGGUCUGCUCGGUGCGCUCGCGUGCUGCUGCUGUCUCGACUGCUUAUUUUAA
Colletotrichum orchidophilum is the source of this 393-nucleotide messenger RNA. RefSeq lists its product as uncharacterized. NCBI's taxonomy places the organism in Eukaryota, Fungi, Ascomycota, Sordariomycetes, Glomerellales, Glomerellaceae. The record is from RefSeq and is a predicted model, not a curated record. The transcript has a single exon. Bases 1 to 393 code for a protein of 130 amino acids.